This is a messenger RNA of Saccostrea echinata, 11132 nucleotides long. RefSeq names its product zinc finger C3H1 domain-containing protein-like. The transcript is spliced from 50 exons. The record is from RefSeq and is a predicted model, not a curated record. Gene Ontology annotation, molecular function: protein binding; serine-type endopeptidase inhibitor activity. Gene Ontology annotation, cellular component: extracellular matrix. Lineage: Eukaryota; Metazoa; Mollusca; Bivalvia; Ostreida; Ostreidae. The coding region runs from base 78 to 9005 and encodes 2975 amino acids. Gene Ontology annotation, biological process: RNA processing; cell adhesion.
UACGCCAUUGUUCAGUGUCAUGAGAAAAGCCAAAGAAGAAAGUCUAGAACUAGAAGUAAUUUGGGUUUUCCUUCAAAAUGGGGGGUUCUAAUGACAGUGGAUCACAAAAAGAAGAAGGAGAAUUAUCUGAUGAUGACAACGAACCUGAAAAUAAUCUUCAUGACGACCACCAAAACUUGAACAAAAGAAAUUUGAUUGGGAAUACGUUAGUGGAAACCAAUGUCGGUGCUCGUCACACCAGGAUUAACACUGUGUGGCAGAACUUAUCGUACAGACCGCGGCCACCACUAAAUUUUAUUUCAGAUUAUCAGACGAAAGCUCCUUCAACAUGGGAUUACAAUCAUGGAAUAGGACCAUUGAGAUACGACAGAAUUCGACCCAUGGCGACCCCACCUCCACCCCAGAAGUGGGAUCAGAGAGGUCACAUUCCACGACUUCCAAACAACAGGCCACUCCUUCCUUCUCCUAUGCCUCUAAUGCGACGUCAUAUAAAUCAAACUGAAUAUAAAAGUCAACCAAUUCAACAAAAUAAUAGAUACUCAAAUGAUAGGAAAAAACAGCACCCAAACAAGGGAGUGCAGAAAGGAUCCGUGCUUGAUGAGGAAGAUAUGGAGGGAGACCCAGAUAAUUUUGAGGGGCUUCUAAAGAAGUACAUGGACAUCAAAGAGAAGAUAGCAGAACUCCAAACACAGGAGAAAACUGCAAAAGAACAUAUUGAGAAAACUGCAGAAGAGCCUAUCAAAGAAACUUCAACACAAGAGAAAGCAGAAAAAACAAAAUCAACUGCCCCCAAACCCUCGAACAAGAAAUUCACUCCCAGAAAACCACAGAAGAAAGUUGUUGUUGACAUCACUGGAGAUGUUGCUAAAGAAAAGGAAAAGACAGAGCCACCAGUGACAAUUAAACAAGAAGCAGAAGACAAGGUAAUCAAACCAGAGGAUCAGAAGGAUGCCACAGGUGGUGGUGGUGAUGUGGUGAAAGAGGAGCCACAGGAUACCACAGAGGACAGCACUGGCAUCAAAGCAGAACCACAAGAACAGGAGGAGGUGGUGGUGCUUAGUGAUGAGGAGUCUGGCAUUGAAAGUGAACAACAGGAAGUAUCUAAAGAAGAAGAUGAAGAAGAAGAAGUGAAUCUAUUGGAGCUUCGUCUCGCUGCACUUGCAUCUGCCAUGAAGAAGGAGGAAUCUCCAGAGGGCCAGAAGAAGCCGCCAUCUAAAGAGGACACAACAGAUAAAAACGUCCCCCCAAACAGAACAUCCAGGAGUAAUGACAGAAGUACCAGACGGCCAAGUGGUGGCACAAUCAGGCAGACAAGGCAGUCAAGAGAUAGUAGACCAGGUGAAAGUCGCAGAAGUGACAGGAACGUGGGAAACAGAAGUUCAAGGUCAGCCUCAUCUGGGAAAUCUCCAGGCUCUCGUAAACCUUCUACAAGUUCUGGGAUCAGACGUCAGACUUCAAGGAGAAACGACAAUGACCAUAGAAGAGACAGCAGUACAGACACACGUAGACAGGAUCAGAGGAAACAAAGCAUGGCAGAAAAACGGAGACAGGAAAGUAAGAGAAGAGCUGAGGAGGAAAAACGAAGGGCAGAAGAGGACAAGAGGAGGGAGGAAGACAAGAGGAGGGCAGAGGAAGACAAACGCAGAGAAAUUCAACGGAUCCUUACUAUUGAUGACCCCAAGGAACAGGUCAACAGAUUCCUACGCAUGUUGGAUGAUAAACGAUAUCCAGAGUUUAGUAAGUCCUCAAGUGCAGAUAGUAAGAAGAAGCCCUCCAAUGGCAAUAAGCAGGUGCCCUCUAUUGGUAAACAGGUGCCCCAGGAGAAGUCGGUCUCACUGAUAGAUAAUUAUGAUGAAGUGGAGAUGGAUCUGGACAGUGAUGACGGGUCACCAGCUAUCUCCAUGGAACAGACAGCUGGAUAUGAGGAUCUAAUGGACAAAGAUUAUCGCCAAGGUUUUGUCUAUCCUGUGCCUUUAAUGAAUGUAGAUACUUCUGGUGCCAGUCUUCAAAUACCCCAUUGGAAUGACCCAUACUUUCCCGGUUACAGUGAUGUCAUGUCAGAAGAGAUUACAGAGUCUCAGAGAGUGCCUUGGGAAGAUCCAAUGUUUAAUCAGAAUUUUAGUGACACUUCCUAUAGUGGUGUGUUAAAACCUUGGACAGAACUUUAUCCAUCAGAAAACAUUGAUCCCCUCAAGAUUCCACCCCCUCCUCCUCCACCACCCCUACCCCCAGAUGAACCCCAGCCCCCACCCCCUCCAGAUCUUACCUCUCCACCACCUUUACCUUUAGAACCUCCUCCAGAUGAGGAAAUUACCCAGAGUUCUACACAGAUUGAAGAGAAAGGAUCUACAGAUAUUUAUGCUGCUCUUAGAUCCUCCCCUAAUCUUUCAGAGGAUCUUGAUAAGGAGGAAGCACAGCUGAGAGCCCAGUUGCUGAAGUCUAUGGCAGCCAGGAAAAUGAAAGAAAAGAUGGAGAAAUUGAAAAACGAGGUAAAAUCUGCAGAUAUUUCCCCAACUAGAAGCCAGUCUCCAGCAUCUACAGCCUUAAUUCUGAAACCAAAACCAGCCAGAAAUAGGCAGCCCAUGACACAGUUAGUGAUUCCAGUUCAUGACCCAGUAGUAAUUAAUUUAAACGAUGAUUCCUCAGAUGAGGAGGAAUUCCAAUCAUCGACGUUACAGACAUCAAUGCGAGUCCCAACCAUUCCUAAUUCACCAGUCAAUCAAAUGUCCUACAAUGCAAGCCUGAACUCUAGUAAAACCUCAGUAGGUAGCGGUGCUAAGACAAUCCAACCUCGACCUGUCACCUCCAGUCUUCUGUCGGGUUUAGAUUCUUUUUUAAAAGAGGCGAGGAAAUCAUCUGAGAAUAUGGAAAAGAAAGAGAAAGAAGACAAUGAGAGGAAGAAAAAGCUCAAAGAAAUGGAAGAAGAACUCCAGAAUCAAAGAACUGGUGUUGAAAAGGGAAGGGCAUUAUUUCGAUCCCUGUUAAUGCGCUGCGCCAAGAAUAAAAAAGAUUGGACAGACGCUCAGGCCAGUGUAGAGGAUCUGAAACAACAGUUACAGGAGGCUGAGGGUCUGGUGGCCCAGAAAAAGGAACAGUUUGACAAAGCCCGAAAACAGGCCCGAGGACUAAGAGACAAAGUGAACCAGAAAGCAGAGGAUUUGGAGAAAUUGGAGGCAGAGGUCAAGGAGGAGGGGAUACGGGUGUACGGGGAAGACUACACUGUCCCUAGCUCCUCCAGGGAGGUUACUGUGGCCAGCAAGUCCAGGGGGAAGAACUUAGCCGUGACAGUAAUUAACGAGCAUGCAAUGAAGAAAGCAGCUACAGGAAAAGAAAACCUUCAACAGACCAAGAAGAAGAGUGCGGCUGACAUUGCUGAGGAGAAGGAACGUUUACAGGGUCUGGAGAAAGAGUACGCUCGACGGAUCCAACAUCUCAAAAUGGCUAAUGCCAAACGGAAGAUCCAGGCUAGGAAAGCUCGGAUCAGCAGUGGCAGGAAAAGCUCGGAAGAGAUUCCACGGCUGGAGAAGAUUGAAAUUGAUCUUACAGAACAGGAAGAGGAAGUGGAUGUGGAAAAGCCGGUAAAACGACGUCGGUCAUUGAUGGAAAUCAAUCCCAGCACCAAACCAAACAUUGAGAAGAAGCCAGAAAAUGUUAAUGUACCGGUGAAAACUUUUGUUAGCGCCAAGGACAAUCCCAAAAAGUCCACUGAUUUUAAUGUGCCAAAUUCACAACAGCUAAAAAAGCUUAAACAGUUAUUGGAUGAAAAUGUAUCCACAUAUCUGUCAAAACAGGAGGUUUUACCUUUGACUUGCAACUACUGCCAAAAUGUGAUACAAAAGUCCCAAGAGAUCCCUGCAAUCGUAGAACAUAGGAAAGUUCAGAGAAGGAAAGAUGAUGGUAGUACAGAGAUAAUUCCUUAUCCUUAUAGCAGUCCACUGCAACAAUUCAAAACAUACAGGUUUAGUCCAUACUUUAGAACAAAGAAUAAGCUCUCUUUAUCCUCUGUGACGUAUUCCAAUAAACUGAACAUCAACAGAGUUCUCUGUAAAUACGACCUACAAGGCACCUGCAAUGAUGACGAUUGUGAUGGACAACACCAGAGGGACUACCAGCUGUCAGAACAGGAGGUUCUCCAGGACAUUGUGUCAUACAACCCCGCCAUCUGUGGAGUGGCUGCUGACACACCUCCUCAGUACAGUGGCAGGCUUAUCAAUACAUAUGUCAAUAAUCUCAGCAAGCAGCACAGUGGACGAUUGACCACAGACCAGUUAAAGAUCUUCCUUGUCAGUCAAGUGCUUGAAAAAUCAGGACAAAAGAAACCACACACUUUGUUCCUGGAUUCCAGAAAAUGGAGAGUGACCCAGACAGAAAAGAAAAAGAGGGCAGCAAAGACAACAAAGGAAGUCUCUCCUGAUAAAAUAGAAUGGGAACGUCCUGCUGAAGAUUUAGAUAAUGUUAUUGGAGACAUAGACGUCCGGUACUUCCUGUCGGAUUCCUCAAAGAUAGAAGACAUGGAGUCAGCAGUCAUGGAAAAUCCGGACGAUACGUCCAAAUGGAUCAAACUAGCUCAUACAAAACUCUCAGAUACUCAGAGUCAUACUCCAUCUGAGUGUUUGGACCAUGCCUUGAAUGUCCUGUCUAGAGGUCUAGAGAACAACAAAACUAGUGUGGAAUUGUGGGAAAAUUACCUCACAUUGUUUGCUAGUCACCCUGACAACCGAGAACUUGGGGACAUGUGUCAGACAGCUUUACAAUUAACACAGAGCUACUCCAUCUUAUGGAAGUAUCUUGGUACCAUAAAACCCCUUCACAAAAAAGCAGAAACCUGUGAUACAAUUUUGAACUUCCUGAAAUCCCAAGAUGCAGUAGACCAGGAACUUCAAUCUCAUCAGUGCUUAGAAACAGUAUUAUACAAAGUAUCCCUCUACUGCUGGAGUGGAAAACACAAAACUGCCUCCAACUUUCUUCAGUAUCUUCUUGUUGCUGAGGGCCCUAACAAGUAUGACUGGAUAAAGUCGGCUAUGUCAAUAGAGGACCUGUGUGUGUUAUGGCUGUCCUACCUCCACGUACUAGGGUACAAAUCUGUCCCUAGGCAGCUGUAUGAUCCCACCAACCUGUCAUCAGGCAAAAUUGUCUGCAAGGAGAAGUUGACUUUAAAUUGGGAGUUGACCCCUGACCUUCUGUUCCCAGUGGACCACUUUAAGGAGAUGAUGUGGAAGGCCUGUGAUUUUAUUCGGGGCCUGGAGGAUAAUGAUCUAUCCCAGGGUUCCGUUCUCUUCACCAACCUUUUUCACCUCCUCAAAGUCAGCACCAUGUAUGAGGAGGCAGCAAUUCUGGGUCGCCAGCUUCUGAUGAAGAACCCUGGACUGCUGGAUGUCUGGAUUUGUGUGGCAGACUUAUACAGUCACUGUGGGGAGGCACAGGCUACCAGACAGGUGUUUGCUGACAGUUUGGAUGCUAAUCUAUUCAGUGCUCAUCUCUACUAUCAUGCAGCGAACUUUGAACUUGAGCAGGGGGAGACAAACAAAGCCCUCGAGUCUCUUGAGAAGAGUAUCCUGACCUUCUAUGAUGUGGAUGUGAACUCAGAGUUAGCAGACCCUAACCUUCUCUUCUGUUCUCUUUUGAAUGAAGAUGUCCCUAUGAACUAUUCUCCCCCCAACUUCACAGAAGCUGUGACCCAAGAACAGAUUCUAGAGGAAAAUCUGUACAUCUGGCUCAACUACUGCUUGUUGUUGGAGUUACAAGGGGACACAACUGCUGCUAUAGAGGCCUAUGAGACAAUGCUUGGAUCCAUGGUAACGGCUCCAGACCUUACAGCGGCUUGGUGCAGGUACCUAGCCCUUUGUCAGCGACUCAUCAUUGACAAGGAAGCAGUUUCCAUGGGAACAAAGACUUACAUGAAUUUGUUCAAUCGAGCUCUAUCCUCUAUUCCCACUGUCUUUGACACCCCCCAUUCUGUUGGAUCCACCUGGCUGAACUACCGUCACGUUAACAGAGUAAUUGACCUGUUCAUCAGCAGUGUUCCAAAGGAUGACCGCUUGACCGAGUAUCAGCUUAUUCUGGAGAAAAUGCCCCUAAAUGUGGAGUUACUGCUACGGGUGUGUCAAGAGGCCAUCCAGAGUGAGAAUUUCUACCAAGCUAAGACCCUCUGCACCACAGCGGUCAUUGAGAAAGUCAGCAACCCGGCCCUAUGGAAGAUGGCGAUAUCUUUGAGCUUGAAACUAGAAAACGUAGCAGAGACCCGAAGACUCUACCAUAAAGCUGUACUGUUCCAUCCAUACCAUGUGACCUUUUGGAAAGAUUUUUUGCUGUUUGAGAUCACACAUGGGUCCUGUGCCAUGGUACCUAGAAUUCAGAAGCGUUGCCAAGAGCUUGGGUUGGUCUUAAUAAUGUGGCGGAUUAGCGUUAUUGUGAUUACGUUGUCCGUGUGUCUGAUAGUAUGUGAGGCGGAUCUUACUAUUUGUGAACGCAAUCCAAUACAUACGACAGCUGAAAAGUCCAAGGGGGAUAAUGGAUUUCAAAUUUCUUUUUUGGAACUGGAAUCCCAAAAAGAUGCUAAAUUCAAACCUGGACAAAACUACACAGUUCAUCUAAAAAAUCGUUACGAAGAAGAGGACAACGGGUUUUUAGGAUUUAUGAUAGUAGCCAAACCAGAAAAAGCGAAGGACGAGACAACAACAGUCGGAAAAUUCUAUCUUCCAAGGACAGCGAAAGCACAGGAAAAUCCGGAGUGUAAUCACACAGUUAUCACCCAUUAUGUUCUCAUGGAGAAAAAAGAGGUCUCUUUUACGUGGCAGGCACCAGAGCCAGGCACUGGUUGUGUAGAAUUCAGAGGUACUGUGAUAUCAGAACAUCCAGAUAUCUGGUUCAAAGAUGAUGGUGGCUUGACAUACAAAGUGUGCGAGGAUGUCCCAAUACAGGCCCCACUGGGGGAUGCCACAGCUCAGGGAGGGCCUCAGGUGGAGCCAGCCAGUCAGUGCUGUGCUUGUGGGGAGGCACGGUAUAAGAUGCACUUCCAGGGUCUCUGGUCUCGACAGACCCACCCCAAGGGAUUCCCUAUUGAUGAAUUGCAAAAAGUUCAACUCCACUGGUCAAGCAUUGUUGGGGCCUCUCACACAAAUGACUACACAGUGUGGGAAUAUGGGAAAUACGCCUCGAGGGGAGUCAAGGAGGUCUGCGAAUAUGGCUUCUCCAACAAUCUGGAGACCGAAUUCAAGAAAAAUAGCAAGAACAUUAAGACAGUACUGAAAACCCCUCCUUUGUGGGGAGAGGAUAACCUCAUAGGGACGAUGACCGCUAAGUUCCAGGUGGACACCAGCAAGCACCUGUUCUCUCUACUGACCAUGAUAGGACCUAGUCCUGACUGGUGUGUAGGUGUGAGCAAGGUUGAUCUCUGCAUGCAGAAUUGCACCUGGGCAGACUCAAUGACGAUUGACCUUUACCCGUGGGACGCAGGGACAGACAGUGGAAUCAGUUAUUUUGACAGCAACAUAGAAACGGAUCCUCAAGAAAAAAUCCAGCGUAUUACAAACAGAAAACCAAACCAUGCUGGUUCACCUUUCUUCUCCAACCACCCAAUCAAACCCAUGGCUCGCCUGGUACUGACGAAAACCAAGGACAUCUGUACGAAGGAUGGGGGAAAGAAAGACUCCGAUGAAAAAACAAUGAGUACAGUAGAGCUGAUAAAACUGAUGAAAAAGAAGAUGAUGAUGAAGAAGAAGAUAGCUGAUAAAUAUCUACAGAGCAAAAAGGAGAAAUGCGCAACAACACAAUGGACGGAAUGGUCCGUCUGCAGUAACUCGUGUGGAAAUGGAAAGCAAGAAAGGAGACGAUUGCUGAAAAAUCCUCAGAUUCAGCCAGAAGUUUGUGGCAUUGACCUUGAGGAGUCAAGGUCAUGUCAAGGAGAGUGUUUAGACCUAGGUUCAGGGAGCAAAGUCAAGCAGUUACCUGAUGAUUUUAUAGUUAAAAUUGACACCACUGAGCGAGAUCCGAGUGACAUUUGUGCCAUCACUGACUGGAGCGAUUGGUCUCCCUGCAGUCAGACUUGUGGGAUGGGGAUUCGCGAGAGGUGGAGGAAUUUCUUAAAGAAGAGUAAUACUACCAGCAAGUGUGAUAUACAUCUGAUGGAGAAAGAUUUGUGUAGGGCCCAGGUGGACUGUCGCUUGGCCCACCAAAAUAAAGACUACACAGCUAUCUGUCAAAUGAAGCCCAGCAUUGGGCCCUGUAGGGGAAAUUUCCCUCGCUGGUAUUAUAACACCACUCACAAAACUUGCAUGGUUUUCUCCUAUGGUGGUUGCCGUGGUAACGAUAACAAAUUUGAGAUUGAGGCUGAUUGCAACAAGUAUUGUACAGAGCACAUGGCUAUGAUCAACUCCAGGAAUGAAGUCUUAACUCCUAUGGAAGGAGACAUCAAAGUCACCACAAUUAAAAGAAUGAAUGUCAACAAGAGCAAGAAACCCAAGAAAGGAAAAGGAAAGAAGAACAAAAAAAGGAAAAACAGAAAGGGGAAAAAUAAAAAAAGGAAGAGGGGGAGAAAAAAGGGAAAAGGAAAGUCAUUAAAACCACGCCCUCCCGUUCAGCCCCAUGACCCUAGUUUGGGGCCCGCUAUAGACUGUAUGGUGUCUGCAUGGUCAGACUGGGGCCAGUGUAGUGUAACGUGUGGGAGGGGCACAAUGACAAAAACAAGGACAAUUAAAGUACCAGCUGAAAACGGAGGACGAAGAUGUCCCAGGAGGCUGGUCAAAACCAGGAAGUGUAGAUUAUCAAAAUGUCCUAUUGAUUGUCAAAUGGGAGAUUGGGGUCCAUGGACACCAUGUUCACAGACCUGUGGUGAUAAUGCGGUCCAGAAAAGGCGGCGAGCAAUCAUCAAACGGCCAAAGAGGGGAGGUCAGAUUUGUCCUGCGCGGAGGGCCAAGAGGAUGUGUGUGCUGCCAAAAUGUCCAGAUACUGAUAUGGAGAGGAUGAUGCAGGAUGCAUAUUUUAAAUUACCAGGAUUCAUGCCCUGACAGAAGUGAUCCUUUAAACUUGCAGCAUAAUCUGCCAAUAACAUUCACUUAAACAUAUCACCUGACAUUCAUCCACUUGAAUGUAACAAAAUAUGUGAUUGGUGCACUUUAUUAACACCUCAUCACAUGACCACACUCAAUCCAGAGAAAUGGAUUCUGUGACCUACUGAUAAAUGCAUCUGUAUGUAAAUCCAUUUGAUGAAUGUGACCCCUGAUAUACCUCAUUCUAAACACUAGGAUUGACUGUUAAAUGUCCAUGCUACAUCCAGACAGCAUGUUGAUGAAACAAAGUGUCCUUAAUAUCCCUAACUGAAAAACAGUGGAAGUGCACAUCUAGAUAAAACUCUGUGUUUACUGCCCCUGAUUUUCCAAAUGGAACAAGACUGCCUCGUACCUGAAGACCGGGGUUUCGUUACUGUGCAUAGAAAUUAGUAAUGUGAUGCAAGUCUAGGUUGUACAAAUAUUGACCUGUCCAGUUUUGUUCCAAGUACACAUGUGAUUUAUGUUGAUAUUAUUGUGUUUUUACAUGUCCUUAAUGCUGUACUGCAGGAAUGAUUGAUCUAUAUGUACCUGCAUUUAACAAAAUUUAGUAUUCUAAAACGAGUUAAUUUAUAUUUAAAAAAUUAUUCUCUUAGUAAAUUGCUCUUUUUAUGAGUCAGACAUGUUUUAAAUAUGAAAAAGUGCGGAAGAAAUAUUCCUUACAAUUUUAAUUUGUAGCAAGUUCUGAAUAUUAAAUUCACAACAUUUUGUAGGUAAUUAGUAUUUAUUGUCACUUUUCCAUUGCAUAAUAUCAGGGUAUAUAAUUUGCUGUUGAGAGUGUUUUUUUUUUUUUAAAUAUUGUUGUAUUUUAGCUGUUAGUAUUGUAGACAAGUACAAUUUGUAUGAUGUUAUUUGUACAGUGAGGAGAUUGGUUUCUGUGGUGCAGUUAGUCAUCACCAUUUUUGUGAUUAUUCAUAUAUUCAUAAAAGUUCUGAAUAAUCAUAAAAGUUCUGAAUAAUCAUAACAUGUUUUAUAAAUAUUUAUGAAAUGUAACAAACCAAUGUACAUAUAAGGAGGUAUAACACACUUGGCCAAAAUAUAAUGGUUGGAAAAUUUUAUAUUGAUAUUACAAAUAUUUAAUGUCAAAAACCUAAUAUAGUGAAAAAUACGACAUUCAGUGCAAAACUGCUGAAGAAAAAACCCGUAAAGAUCCCUCCUGAUUUCUGAUUUACCAGGAGAGAACUUUAUAUUUCUGAUUUACUCUGAUUGCAGUUACAGUGAAUGGGACAUUUAAUGCAAAAUUGAAUCUUUUCGUGACAUAAUUUCGUUAAAAAAAUGUGCUAUUCCUCCUUGACACUUUCUUUUUUCGGAUGUAAAUAUGGUGAUGUCGACAAUAUUUGCUAGCAUCAUGGCAGCAGUAUCUUCUGUGUUUUAUACAGUAUAUGUUUUAGUACUAUCAUAUUAUAAUUGUCCUCCAUUUUAGCUUUACAGAGGUUAGAGGCCAAAAAAUAAAGGGACAUUACUAUGUACAUGUAAUUUAAAACUUGUGGAAUAUCAUACAAUAUGCAGUAAAUCUAAAUAAUAAAAAUUAUGCAACUGAAAUUGUGGCAGGGACACAGAAUAUUUCUCAACUCAGGUUACUUUGUCUGUUUAAAAUAUGAACUUUAGAGGAACUGUCUUGGAUUGUUAAGUAGAAUUAAUUUAAGUUGUUAAUUAUUGAGAAUGCCUUUGCAUCAUUUUUUUUUUCAUGUGUUCAUAUGUCAUUCUCAUAUACAUGUAUUAAUUUUGUCAUUUGUCACAAAUCUGUCAUGUUCAUCAAUAUUUCUUCCUUAAUUUUUCAAACCAUUUUAUACAAAAUUAAGAAAUAACUUUGAUAACACUGCAAAUCUUAUCUUGAAUCUCACAUUUUAGUAUACCUUUACUAAAAAAUAUAAUUUUAUUGAAAUCUUAAGCAUUUAUCUUAGGUGUGAUGGAGAAGCCUUAAGUUCCUUGGUUAGAAAUUCUGAUGACUUGUAAUAAGUGUGCAUUGUGUAUUAUUUAUGCCUUUACUGUUGAUGGUCUUUUGGGACCUUGUAUCCAAUUUCUAUACUCUUUUCAAACAACAAAGUACUCUUGUACUCAUGAGGUUUUAAAUAAAAAUUAAAUGUA